AUGGCGGUGGCAGAUGUGAAGUUAAAUUCACCAACUCAAACAAACAGUCAAAGUGUUGUUGUCAAUGUCAAAGACAGAGAUGUUGAAGUGGGGAAACCAUACGAAGACAAAGAUGGUAUAACAAUUGUUCCUGUAAAAGAACCAACAUAUCCUGAAGUUAACAGAGACUUAAGUUCUGUUGCAGAUAUUCGAAACGACUACCAACAACUGAAAGGCAAACUUCAAACUCAGGAGAAGAUUUGUCAAGCUUUAAGUAUAAUGUUAAACUUGGUCGAACACAACCCUGUAAAAGUGAACUCAUAUGUCAUUGCACCUCAUGAA
Molecule: messenger RNA, 321 nt
Organism: Trichomonas vaginalis G3
Lineage: Eukaryota; Parabasalia; Trichomonadida; Trichomonadidae
Product: protein of unknown function, DUF4106 family
Exons: 1
Source: RefSeq, a predicted model, not a curated record